CAUGGGGUCUCUCUGUCUCCUGUCGCUGCCGCUCGUGCUGGGGGCCGUCGGCCGGGGAGGCGGGAACGCGACGGAGCGGGCGCCAGGCCCCCGGGGCGGCUCCCCUGCACCCUCGGGCACCGCGGCGCCUUUCUGGGUGCGGAUCAGCCCCGAGUUUGCUGCUGUGCCGCCCGGGCGCUCCCUGUGGCUCAACUGCAGCACGAGCUGCCCCCUGGCGGGGGUUCCCCGCCUGCGCACCCAGCUGCGGCGCGGCCUGACGCGCAGCGGCCCGGGGUGGGCGUCUCAGCAGCUGCUGGACGUGAGAGCCUGGAACUCCAGCGUGACCUGCUUGGUCACCUGCGCCGGGGAGACGCGCGAGGCCACGGCCAGGAUCACCGCCUACAAACAGCCGCGCAGCGUGGUCCUGGACCCUCCGGUCUUGGUGGGCAGCAAGUACACGCUGCGCUGCCACGUGACGCACGCGUUCCCGGUGGGCUUCAUGGUUGUGACCCUGAGGCGAGGAGGCCGGGUGAUCUACUCCGAGAGCCUGGCGCACUUCACCCGCCCCGAUCUGGCCAACGUGACGCUGACCUACCAGCUGCGCGCUGGGCCGCGGGACUUCUGGCAGCCCGUGACCUGCCACGCGCGCCUCCACCUCGGCGGCCUGGUGGUCCGCAGCAGCUCGGCGCCCGUAAUGCUCGAAGCUCUCGGUGAGGCGCCCGGGUCGCCUUGGGCACCGUGGGGGAGGGGGUUGGGAUGGAUGGGGUCAAGGGUUAGGAGCCCAGGAGGAGGGCGCACAGGCCGAGCCCAAGCUGCACGCGGGUGGGCAGACUUCCGUGGCCCUCGCUUCUAAUUCUCCCCUCGCUCCUGCUCCCAGCUUGGAGCUCCGAGUCCAAGGCGCUGGCCUCCGCCUCCAUCGCGGCCCUGCUGGGGAUCCUGCUCGUCGUAGCAGGUGCCUACCUGCGCAGGUGCCUGGCGCUGAAAGCCCAGGUGUAGAAGGGGCUGCUGGACGGCGGCCGAGCGGGAAGACAAAGGGAAUCUGGAACAGUCUGGGGAACCCGGGCCGGAUCCAUAAAGCCUCAGCCAGCCUCGUUCGUGUAGCCCCUCCAAGGCGAGGGUCUCCAGCUGCAAACUGCCUUCUCCACGUCCCUCAUCUCCCCCCACCCCCGAGGGCGGCAUCUGAGGUUUUUCUCGCUCGGGGUCUCACCUGCCUCCACCUUCCCAGCCGGUGUAGUUAAAAUAAUAAAGAAAUAAGCAAACCCCCUCUUCUGGCUGGCUUUAUCGAAGU
This is a messenger RNA of Oryctolagus cuniculus (rabbit), 1267 nucleotides long. The record is from RefSeq and is a predicted model, not a curated record. NCBI's taxonomy places the organism in Eukaryota, Metazoa, Chordata, Mammalia, Lagomorpha, Leporidae.